CCUUCCUCCUAGUGAAGGGAGGGGGCAGGGGUUUCAGCCCCACCCUCAAGAAGAUAUGUCCUCCCUGUCCUAUGCUCGGUCAUGGUACUUCCUCUCUGGCUGAUUUAGCUCACAGCACCCAGACCUAGGGCCAGGCCCCUCACUAGAACAGAUUCUAGAGACUAACUACAUUUUGCUCUGACCCUGGAAUUGCCAGCAGCUUCCAAUCAGUACCUGCAAAACUUGUCAGUCCUUGUGAUGGCUACAAACACUACAUCUUCUGCGGCAUCCUUUUCCUUAAGUUUAAGGUUCAUAUCUCUGUUGGCUGUUGUCCUAUUGUCGGUGGCGCUGGCUGUGGGGCUUCCUGGUAACAGCUUUGUGGUAUGGAGCAUUCUGAAAAGGAUGCGGAAGCGCUCAGUCACUGCCCUGCUGGUGCUGAACCUGGCCCUGGCGGACCUGGCUGUAUUGCUCACUGCCCCUUUUUUCCUACACUCCUUGGCCCGAGGCGCCUGGAGCUUUGAACUGGCUGGCUGCCGCCUGUGCCACUAUGUCUGUGGAGUCAGCAUGUAUGCCAGCGUCCUGCUUAUCACGGCCAUGAGUCUGGACCGCUCACUGGCUGUAGCCCGUCCCUUCGUGUCCCAGAAGGUGCGCACCAAGGCGAUUGCCCUGUGGGUGCUGGCAGGCAUCUGGGUGGUGUCCUUCGUGUUGGCCACGCCAGUCCUCGCCUACCGCACAGUAAGCUCGGAACUGAACAACAGGAGUCUGAGAUGCUUCGCCAAGUACCCCAGCGAAAGGCACAGGGCCUUCCACCUGCUCUUCGAGGCCUUCACGGGUUUCCUGCUGCCCUUCGCGGCGGUGGUGGCCAGCUACUCCGACAUCGGGCGCAGGCUGCGGGCACGGCGCUUCCGCCGCAGUCGCCGUACCGGCCGCCUGGUGGCGCUUAUCAUUCUGGCCUUCGCCGCUUUCUGGCUGCCCUAUCACUUGGUGAACCUGGCCGAGGCGGGUCGCGCGCUGGCCGGCUUAAGCCCGCACUCGGGGCCCGCGGGGCCGCGGCUGGCGCUGGCCCGCAACGUGCUUAUCGCGCUGGCCUUCCUGAGCAGCAGCGUGAACCCCGUGCUGUACGCAUGCGCGGGCGGGGGCCUGCUGCGCUCCGCAGGCGUGGGCUUCGUGGCCAAGCUGCUGGAGGGCACAGGCUCCGAGCUUUCCAGUGCCCGCCGUGGGGGCACCCUGGGCCAGACCAUGAGGGCUGGGCAACCUGGCCAGAACUUGCCAGGCUCCGUAGUGGCGGAGCCUGGCACCACCGAGAGCCUCACAGCGUCCUCGGACCCUAUCAAGGGAAGCGAACUGAGCUAGGCUGGUGGAAGGACGCUCUCUUUCUCCUCGGGGAAUGCCUACGUUGGCCUGACCCAAUUCUGCACCCGGAGGAGAAGAACCAGUGUGGGGGAUCGACGGGGGUGGAGCGGAAGCAGAGGGAGGGGUGGGGCGAGUCAGCACUUUGUGAGAACAUGCUCUGGCCAGGCUCCCGGGGCAGUUUUACAAUUAAAACUGAAGUCUGAAAUCGGUCAACCCUAUGCAUGAGGAGUGUGUGUUAUGGAGCACUGGUGUGCACCCUGGUGGGAUCCCUCUCAAUAGUGGGUAAUCACAGCCUUUAGUUCCCCAUGAUUUACAAUUUUGGAAGGGACAUAAGGGCAGACAUAGACCGCCCCCCACGCACACACACCAUUCGUGAUUUUGAAGUAGGUAGCUAUAGAUCCCACUUAGAAAAACACGUUCUACCAACUGCUAGAAGAGAUUGUCAAGGAAAACCACCCAUGUGAGCUCAUGACUCCAGACCUAUGACUCAGGGGACCUAAGAAAACACUACUGCUGUGAAACGUCUUCCCUGAAGUCUGUGUAAGUAUCCUUGUUAACAUGUCUCCAGUUUUCUACCAGUAGAUGUUCCUCUUAACAGAUGUUCUGGGGGGAGGUGCGGAUAAAAGGUCUCACUUGAAACUUAGAAUUCUGCACAUCAGCCUAAAGAGUCCCAAAAGUGAGAGGGAUGCACCCCUAUUUCCUAGGGUGACUUAUUUUUAGAGAACCUUGGGCCAGUUUCUUCUCCACAACAUUUUAGGAAGAUGGCCUGGGAGGAAACCAUCCUACUGAGGAGGCAAGGAGAAAGUGAUUCCCAGUUACAUCCAGCAGCUCUUAACAUCAGUUGAAGCUGGGCCCCCGUGGCUCAAUGGCUCAAACCUGUAAUUCUAGUAUUCAGGAGGCAGAGAUCAGGAUGAUUGCCGUUCAAAGCCAGCUGGGGCAAAUAGUUCUG
This is a messenger RNA of Castor canadensis (American beaver), 2281 nucleotides long. It is a transcript of the gene Ltb4r, whose product is annotated as leukotriene B4 receptor. NCBI's taxonomy places the organism in Eukaryota, Metazoa, Chordata, Mammalia, Rodentia, Castoridae. Gene Ontology annotation, biological process: phospholipase C-activating G protein-coupled receptor signaling pathway; inflammatory response; complement receptor mediated signaling pathway. The record is from RefSeq and is a predicted model, not a curated record. Gene Ontology annotation, molecular function: leukotriene receptor activity; complement receptor activity. Gene Ontology annotation, cellular component: plasma membrane.